AUGCUGUCAUAUAGAAGUGUUAAAUGUCUGCUCCGAUUUCUGCUCCUGAUCACGGUCUUUCUGAUCCACGCGGAUGGCAAACAUCAAAGAUGGUACCUGUUGGGGUGUCAUUGUCGAAACUGGUCGAAAUGGCAGUUCAGAAAGAGCUUCAGAGACAGCGUACUUAGCAUGUACCGAGGGCUGUUCAUGAAUCCUCGAGACCUUCGACAACUUCCGGUCAUAAAACCGGAAGGUGUGAGAGGUCAUGGUUUGAAUUCAUACGUAGAUGGAAUUAGACCACGACCUGGGCCUGUUCCUAACUCAAGAAAUUCCUGCUGUUACACAGAUUAUGCUUACGAGGUGUUCAAUACCACAGUCAGUUCCAAUUUCCAGCUGAACGUCGUCCACUUUAAAAAUGCUUUUCAAUUUGUGCCAACAGGGCGGUGUGCGUCAAAUGUAAGCUGUGGAGUAGGGCAGUGUUUACAGAUGUAUCGCCAUCACUGGAUGUUAGUGUGGGAUGACAACCUCCCUCAUUAUCCUCCUGUUACGUUCCUACCUGUCGAGGUACCCUCCCAUUGUGAGUGUGUUAAUGUUGGGAGGAGUAAUUCCUAA
This is a messenger RNA of Ylistrum balloti, 591 nucleotides long. RefSeq lists its product as uncharacterized. The transcript is spliced from 3 exons. The coding region runs from base 1 to 591 and encodes 196 amino acids. The record is from RefSeq and is a predicted model, not a curated record. NCBI's taxonomy places the organism in Eukaryota, Metazoa, Mollusca, Bivalvia, Pectinida, Pectinidae.